Anolis sagrei ordinatus is the source of this 1578-nucleotide messenger RNA. RefSeq names its product regulator of G-protein signaling 2-like. The record is from RefSeq and is a predicted model, not a curated record. Lineage: Eukaryota; Metazoa; Chordata; Lepidosauria; Squamata; Anolidae.
UCCAAGGCCACCCACAUGCCAAAAUCCCUCCCUCUUUACACCCUGAAGGGCACUGGCCUGCCACUCCCUGCAAGGAGGCAGGGAAAGAGAGAAAGAAAGAGAGAAAGCAAGAAAGGGAGAGAGAGAGGGAGACAGGCUGAGAAGGAAGGAAGGAGGGAGGGAUCAGCUUGGUUGCUGCUGCUGUUCAGAGCUCCAAAGCCACAGCUCCAGAGAGGCACACAGAAGAGGCACUCCAGCCAGAAAGUCUCUUUGCACAGCAACUCAAGAAAGAUGCUGAGCCCCCUACAGAAGUGCGGCUCUGAAGGCUGUCUAGUUGACUGUGACUUUCUACCUUGGCACCGGAGCACCCUCCACCGGCGGCAGCAAAGCUGUGAUGGGUCAGCACCUGAAGACAGCCGUGAGAAGCAGGACAGGGAGACCCCUCGGCCCCCCAGCAUCCGCUUGGAGGUCCCAGAUGUGACGGCCUGCUCUCCCCAUUUGCUCCAAGACCCCGGAGGGGUGUGGCGUUCCCGCAGUGAGGGGCGCUUGGACCAAAACGGAGUGCCUUGUCAAACCAGAGAAACCGAGGGGGAGAAAACCGGCAGCGGGUGGAGUUUGCCCUCUCCAAAGUCUCUGCGGAAAGAGCGGCGGCUGAGAGAGAGAGUCGCGGCGGCAAAGGAGCACUUGAAGAGCCUCUUUGGAGGCUCAAAUAAAUCUCUGGCCUCGAGUGUGGAGUCAGAUUUGGGAUCGGAUUGUGACAGCACUCAACAGACAAGACAGAGACAGAAAGCCCGACGCAAGAGGAACAAAAAAAACUUCCUACGACUAUGGAGCUCAGGAAGCCAGGACAUGCACUCUCUAAGGCCGUCUCCAGAGGAGGCUCAAGAAUGGUCUGACUCUUUGGAAAAGCUGUUACUUCAUCCGUAUGGCCGAGCUGCCUUUCACGCUUUCUUGGAGUCAGAAUUCAGCGAAGAGAACCUGGAUUUUUGGAUGGCAUGUGAAGAAUACCGGAAGCUCCGUGGCUGUGAGAAACUCCAAGAAAACGCACGGAAGAUAUAUGACGAAUACGUUACAAUACAGGCCCCUAAAGAGGUGAACCUCGAUUCCCAAACCCGAGAUAUCACCAACCGGAACAUUUUGCUGCCCACCCGCUCUUGCUUCGAACAGGCCCAGAGGCGCAUCUUUGGCCUGAUGGAGAAGGACUCGUACCCCCGAUUCCUCCGCUCUCUUGUUUACCAAGCCUUGGUGCAUUCAAACAGACAGCAGCCCAAUGGGCCUGUGUAAACCUGCUGGACUUACCCUCCAUUUCUCCAAUGGGGUUGACCAAGGAGAGGAGGGGGAAAAAACUCUUUUCAUCAACCUAGAGUUCCCAUGCUUGCUGGUUCAUGACUUGCAUAGCCUAAAAACACAUGAAGGAAAUGGAUUAUUGGUUUCUCCGAGGCCAGUUGGACCAGUUCUGGUGAUGCGGUGGACUUGUCAUGUCGAUAAAUAAUUUUUUCUGCAGAUAAAAGAGAUCAUAGAAAAUUGGCACUUUACCUGUUUGGCACAGCAGGUUAUUGUGGACUGAUAUAAUAUAUAUUAGAAUUCUAGAAUCAUUCA